AUGUGGGGAUUCCUCUGCCUGCCUGUCUGAACACGGCGCGCUGGGAUGUGCCGUGGGCAAGAGACAGAAGAGACAGAAAACAGGGAAAAGGAAAGCAGAGAGGGUUUAUAGAGGCAGAGAGAGUGAUAAACUGAGCGUCACGCAGGUUUAAAGAGGGACGGCACACAUUUCAGGAUGGACACCAUGAUGCUGCAGGAGAAACUGGUGGAGAAACUUUUGUGUCCCCGAACCAGAACCACCCGACAGAAGGACAAGCAGUAUGUUGGCUUCGCUACGCUUCCUAAUCAGGUUCACAGGAAGUCGGUGAAGAAGGGCUUCGACUUCACUCUGAUGGUGGCAGGUGAAUCUGGAUUGGGAAAGUCUACUCUAGUUAACAGUCUCUUCCUCACAGAUCUCUAUAAAGACAGAAAAUUACUAAACGCUGAAGAGCGUAUUAAUCAGACGGUUGAGAUCACCAAACACACGGUUGACAUCGAGGAGAAAGGAGUCAAACUCAAACUCACCAUUGUGGACACGCCGGGGUUUGGAGACGCAGUCAAUAACAAUGAAUGUUGGAAGCCCAUCACAGACUACAUCGACCAGCAGUUUGAGCAGUACUUCAGAGAUGAAAGUGGGCUGAACAGAAAGAACAUACUAGACAACAGAGUGCACUGCUGCCUGUACUUCAUCCCGCCGUUUGGACAUGGUUUGCGGCCGGUGGAUGUUGAGUUCAUGAAGGCUCUGCAUGAGAAAGUGAACAUCAUUCCUCUGAUCUCUAAAGCGGACUGUCUCACUCCUAAUGAGGUCAAAAAGCUCAAGGACAGGGUGCGAGAUGAGAUCGAGCGCUUCGGGAUUAAAGUUUAUCAGUUUCCUGAGUGUGACUCUGAUGAGGAGGAGGAGUUCAAACAGAUGGACAAAGAGCUGAAGGAGUGCACUCCGUUUGCUGUCAUUGGCAGUAAUACAGUGGUGGAAGCCAGAGGUCAAAGAGUCAGAGGUCGUCUUUACCCUUGGGGUAUUGUGGAAGUGGAGAAUCAGUCUCACUGCGACUUUGUGAAACUGAGGAACAUGCUGAUUCGCUCUCACAUGCACGACCUGAAAGACGUGACGUGCGACGUGCACUAUGAAAACUACAGAGCCCACUGCAUCCAGGAGAUGACUAGUAAACUUGCACAGGAUAACCGUACAGACAGUCCACUACCCAUCCUGCCUCUGCCGACACCAGAUGUGGAGACGGAGAGACUCAUUAAGAUGAAGGAUGAAGAGCUGAAGAGAAUGCAGGAGAUGCUGGAAAAGAUGCAACAACAGAUGCAUGAAAAAGACCAGUGAUGCUGAUACACACACACACACACACACACACACACACACACACUACAGCCCUCACAGCAGCCCUCAGAUGUGAAUGCAUUUAAACGUUGUUAUACUGUACAAAUAUCAUAUCUACAGGUCUGACCCUCAGAUCCGCUCUGUUCAUCUGCUCGGUGCUUCUGUCUGCCUGGAUCGAAUACAGUGCCGCUGUCAUGUGAUUCAUCAUGAACGUACAUAAACCAAUCUAACUUAAAUUCACUUCUGAAGGUGUCUAAUUUAUAUCGACUUUUUAUUUGCUUAGAGUAAGACGAAUGUGCGUGUGAGUACUGAAACAGUGCAGGGGUUCGUGGACGUGUGUGCGUGUGCAUUUUGGAGAGACAGUGACGUCCUUUUGCAAUGAAUUUAUUGGCGCUUUUGAUUUUUCUAGUGAAUGUGAACAUACAGUACGGCUACAGUAACUGUUACCAAUAAACAUCCUCAGUUCAGAUGGCUGGUUUUUGCUUGUUUUCUAACAAUAAUAAUCAGAAUAAAAUCUAUUCCGUUAUUAUGAGUGUUAACGGCCUUUAAUAAUUUAAUAAUUUAUAUUAUUAUGUCAAUUGUUUAUGUAAAUCUUGAAGUAAAGCUUGCUAAUAAAUGUGAAUAAUUUAA
This is a messenger RNA of Labeo rohita (rohu), 1932 nucleotides long. RefSeq names its product septin 5a (gene septin5a). Gene Ontology annotation, biological process: regulation of exocytosis; cytoskeleton-dependent cytokinesis. Lineage: Eukaryota; Metazoa; Chordata; Actinopteri; Cypriniformes; Cyprinidae. The transcript has 11 exons. The record is from RefSeq and is a predicted model, not a curated record. Gene Ontology annotation, cellular component: cell division site; septin complex; septin ring. Gene Ontology annotation, molecular function: GTP binding; molecular adaptor activity; GTPase activity. Bases 175 to 1305 code for a protein of 376 amino acids.